Molecule: messenger RNA, 5436 nt
Organism: Hyla sarda
Lineage: Eukaryota; Metazoa; Chordata; Amphibia; Anura; Hylidae
Product: E3 ubiquitin-protein ligase TRIM11-like
Exons: 1
Coding region: 2806-4407 (533 amino acids)
Molecular function (GO): protein binding; zinc ion binding
Source: RefSeq, a predicted model, not a curated record
GCACUUCCCGCACCUUGCUGUAGCAGCCAACCCCCCGCGCCGCCCGCACCUUGCAGCAGGGCCGUCGGCGAGUGCGGGAAGCCGAUGCGGAGCCCUGGCUGUUACUGCGCCUGCGCAAAAUUUCGACUGAUGCCCUGCCGGAAUCAGUCGGAAUUUUGCAGUGACGUCACUCCGCACUGCAUUCGGCCACUAGGAGGGCGCCCCCUAGUGGCCGAAUUUCAAAUUGCUUUUAAAAUGUUUUAAAAGCAUUUUUUUUUAAAUAAAAGUAUAUUAGAGAUAUGUUGUAGUACUUGAGUACUACAACAUAUCAAAAAUUAUUUUUCAUGACAGUGCCCAUUUAAAGUGACAGUGGUCAGAUUUGCAAAAAAUGCUCCCGUCCUUAGGGUCAUAAUGGGCUCCGUCCCCAAGGGGUUAAACGGGUUCUCCUCUGGAAAACAUUAUUUUUUAAAUCAACUGGUGCCAGAAGUUAAACAGAUUUGUUUACAUUACUUCUAUUUAAAAAUCUUAAUCCUUCCAGUACUUAUCAGCUGCUGUAUACUACAGAGGAAGUCCUAUUCUUUUAGAAUUUCCUUUCUGUCUGACCACAGUGCUCUCUGCUGACACCUCUGUCCAUGUCAGGAACUGUCCAGUACAGGGUAGGUUUGCUCUGGGGAUUUGCUCCUGUUUUGGACAGUUCCUGACAUGGACAGAAGUGUCAGCAGAGAGCACUGUGGUCAGACAUGACUAGUUGAGCGUAGAGAUACACUUAACCUUGUACCCUGCCCCACCUCUUGCUUACCCAAAUAAACACAGACUCCUGGUUAUGGUGCAAAGGGCACAGCGGACCAACAUUUUAUUAACAAAACUGAGUAACAAAUAUAUAUCAUCUUUUAAAUCUCUUUAUAAAUAAUAUAACAAAAUAUCCGGGGUAACAUAUCUCCCAUAAAAUUUACAUAACCUUUACAUUAUUCAUACCUAAAAACUGACCCUGAUAUAGAAAAUGUCUAGAGGGGGACCUGAAGGCACCUUCUCUUCCAGGCACUCUCUCGUACUGUGCCUUGGUCGUCCAUCACCUAACCCAAGGGCACCUUUUUCGGAGACCACUCUGUCCCUUAUCGCUUGGGACCCCCAUAAGUAGCUGGCUACCAACCCAGCUCCAUUAUGACUGGGCCUCUACCAUCUACCAGGCCAUUAUGACCGGGCCUCUACCAUUGUUCAAGCAUGUCUCCAAAUCCCCCUCCAGCUCCCACCGCUGUGACAAAACCCACCACGCCACACCCACCCAGGUGCACUACCACCUACUCCCGAUUACAGGCUGGCGGGCAGGACACACUUUCUUCUGGUCCUGAAUGACUCCUUCCCUUCCUGUUCCGUCUCUCCAAACCCUCCUGACGUCAGCCCACACUCCUCCCAUCUUUAACCCCUUGGCUCCCGCUUCACCUCCUACUUUUUAAAGGAUACCUUUCAUCAAAUUUUUUUUUGAUAUGUUUUUUGAAUUUCCUUUCAGAAAGCCCCCAAAGUGGACAGCAUGGGAGUCCCUACCAGUCCUUUUUUUUUUUUUUUUUUUUUUAUAGAUUUCAGACUCAUGCCAGGACACAGACAAACUCAGCACUGCCCCCUGCCAGGGAGUGAGUCUGUGUCCCUGCUGCAAUCUGAGAUAUUAGGAUAUUAGGCAUGAGUCUGAAAUCUAUAAAAAAAAAAAAAAAAAAGGACUGGUAGGGAGACCCCCUAGUGGUCAUUUUUUCAAAGUGGAAAAUGAAAUAGAAAGAAGCAUAUUUUUUUAAUAACAUGCUAUUGGAAAGUUAUUCUGCAUACAUUAAUCUAUAAUAUAUCAAAAGUAUUUUUUUGAUGAACGAUACCCUUUAACCCCUUGUCUCCCGCUUCCUACUUCCCAUGUCAUGUGCCCCCUCAGCUCCCAUGCUGUCCACUUCGGGGGCUUUCUGAAAGGAAAUUCAAAAAGAAAAGAACUUCAGCAGCUGAUAAGUACUGGAAGGAUUAAGAUUUUUAAAUAAAAGUAAUUUACAAAUAUGUUUAACUUUCUGGCACUAGUUUAUUUAAAAAAAAGUGUUUUCCAGUGGAGUACCCCUUUAAUACGUUUUGUUAGAGGUGGGGCUUGCUGUGUGUGGGGUUUGUUGGAGGUGGGACUUGCUAUGGGUGGGGCAUGUCUGAGGUAGGGUUUGCUGUCUAUGGGGUUUGUCAGGACGUGGCACAUGAGAAUACACAUUAUUUUGCAUAUAUUCCCUGUAUAUUGUCUUCUCUAUAAAGGUCUUACAGUAAGGAGGUGAUCUCAAACCCCAAUAACUUUUACAGUAUUUAUAAAUCAUGGACAAUCAUUUUACUCCAGACGCCACAAUACGAGCUCCAGCUAUACAUUUAGAGAAGGUCGUCACCUCAGAGCUGUCAUAGGGAUGUUACACACUAUGGGGUCAUGUAUUAUCAGGGAGGUUCUGGUGCUCCAUGUUUUUACGUAUGUCACAUCUGUUUGGUAAGUAUGAUGGUAUGUGCGCAUUUUAAUACAUAAAGACCAAUGUUAGGAUGAGACUUUAGGUUGCGCAGCUAUACUAUAGGUUUCUCUUAUUUACUACUAAUAAAUACUGACUGUUACUUUAGGAAUCUCUAUCUGCAAAUAACAACCCGGCUCUAUAGAUGUGAUCACAACUUAAUAUACAGCAGAUAGAAUAUGUGGCUAUGACAAGUGUCCAUGAACAGGUUAAUAUUGAAUGAUCUUUGCUGAUCUGCCCUGCCCUGUGGUGACAAGUAUAAACCCGCCCUCUGGUUUCCGAGUGGAGAGAAUUGUAGUUUCGUUUCUCUCUUCCUCUGUCGGCCAUGGCGUCUUCUGCUCUGAGAGACGAGCUGGACUGUUCCAUCUGUCUGAUCACUUAUACAGAUCCUGUAAUGCUGAGAUGUGGACACAACUUCUGCCGGGUCUGUAUUGAUCAUGCACUGGAUACACAGGACCAGUCUGGACUUUAUUCCUGUCCUGAAUGUAGAGAACAGUUUCAGGAGCGGCCGACACUGAUGAGGGACAUCGCUCUGAGGAACAUAAUGGAGAACUUCCUGGUUACUGAUCCAACACCGACAGAACCCGGGAUCUUCUGCACUUACUGUGUGGACUCUCCUGUCCCUGCUGUGAAGUCCUGUCUGCACUGUGAGGCUUCUCUGUGUGAUAAACAUCUGAGAACUCACAACAAGUCACCAGAACACGUCUUAUCUGAGCCCAGAACUUCUCUGGAGAACAGGAAAUGUUCUGUCCAUAAGAAGGUCCUGGAAUAUUACUGCACUGAGGACGCUGCUUGUAUCUGUGUGUCCUGCAGUUUGGCCGGAGAACAUCGGGGACACCAGGUGGAGAUGAUGGAUGAGGCCUCUGAGAAGAAGAAGAAGAAACUGAGAAAUGUUCUCCAGAAACUGAUCACAAAGAGAGAGGAGACUGAGGAAAGAGUCCGGAGUCUGGAGGAACGCAGGAGAAAAGCUCAAGAGAAAUCAUCUGGAGAAGCGGAGAGAGUCACUGCCCUGUUUAUAGACAUCAGGAGACGGCUGGACGACCUGGAGAAGAAGGUCCUGAGUGAGAUCUCCAGGCAGGAGAAGGAAGAGUCACUGUCACUGUCUGCUCUGAUCCAUCAGCUGGAAAUAAAGAAGGACGAGCUGUCCAGGAAGAUGAGACACAUUGAGGAGCUGUGUAACAUGACGGAUCCACUGACUGUCUUACAGGAACCAGACACAGGUGACUUGUGUGAUCCUGAGGAGGGGGGAGGGGAUGAGGACACAGGGGGACAUGAUAAGACACAUGAUGUAGAUGAUCUGGAUGUGACUGUGAUCUCAGACACAUUCCGCACAUUAUGUGACAUAAUAUCAGGUAUAAGGAUCUAUGGGGAGGGUCCUGCAGACAUAUUACUGGAUGUAAACACGGCUCAGAAUAAUCUCCUUAUAUCAGACGACCUGAAAACUGCAACAUGGACAAAUAUAACACAGAAUCGUCCAGAAGCAGCAGAGAGAUUCCAGGAAUAUCAGGUGAUGAGCAGAAGGAGAUUUACCUCAGGACGACAUUACUGGGAUGUGGAGAUCAGUAGAUCAGGAUUGUGGAUGGUGGGGAUGUGUUAUCCCAGUAUAGACAGGAGGGAUCAGUCAUUGAUUGGAGAUAAUAACAAGUCCUGGGGUUUGUGGAGGUAUUAUAAUAAUAAUAAUAAUAAGUAUUAUGUGAUACAUGACAGGAAAAAGAUCCAGUUACCUCACCAGAUCUCCAGUAAUAGAUUCAGGAUCUGUCUGGAUUAUGGGGCCGGGCAGCUGUCCUUUUAUGAGCUGUGUGACCCCAUCAGACACUUACACACCUUCACCACCACCUUCACCGAGCCCCUUCAUGCUGCAUUAUGGGUAGGGGGAGGUUCUAUAAAGAUAUUAGGGGGAGGCAGAAACUGGGAGAAACCAUCAUAAUAUAAUAAACUGCUGAGAGAAACCAAGAUCCUGAUUGGUGGAUUAUUUAGCCAAUGGGAUGAAUGAGGAGGCGGGGCUACAGGGGAUGAUUCCUACAUGGCAGCCGUCCCUAUGACUAGAUCACAUGGUCUCAUUGAUUGACACAUUUCUACAUAUUGGGGUAAUCAGGUGUUUAGAGGAUUAUUUCUGCCUUAAUGAUAUUAAAGGGGAUUUCACAGGGUAAUAUUGUCUAAGACCAAAGGGUAGAAAUUCAUAUCCCCCAUACUCAUAGUGCCCCCUCUAAAGCUUCUACAGUAACCAGUGCUGUACAUAUAGUGCCGCCAUAAUGUGUCCUCUAUUCUGUAUAUAGCAACAUAAUAAUGUCUCCCAAAGUGCCCAUAUAAUUGUGUUAUAGAUAUAUAUAUAUAUAUAGUGCCGCCAUAAUGUGUCCUCUAUUCUGUACAUAGCACCAUAAUAAUGUCUCCCAAAGUGCCCAUAUAAUUGUGUUAUAGAUAUAUACAUAUAGUGCCGCCAUAAUGUGUCCUCUAUUCUGUAUAUAGCCCCAUAAUAAUAUCUCCCAAAGUGCCCAUAUAAUUGUGUUAUAGAUAUAUAUAUAGUGCCGCCAUAAUGUGUCCUCUAUUCUGUAUAUAGCACCAUAAUAAUGUCUCCCAAAGUGCCCAUAUAAUUGUGUUAUAGAUAUAUAUAUAUAUAUAUAGUGCCGCCAUAAUGUGUCCUCUAUUCUGUAUAUAGCACCAUAAUAAUGUCUCCCAAAGUGCCCAUAUAAUUGUGUUAUAGAUAUAUAUAUAUAUAGUGCCGCCAUAAUGUGUCCUCUAUUCUGUAUAUAGCACCAUAAUAAUGUCUCCCAAAGUGCCCAUAUAAUUGUGUUAUAGAUAUAUAUAUAUAAUGCCGCCAUAUUGUGUCUUCUAUUCUGUAUAUAGCAACAUAAUAAUGUCUCCCAAAGUGCCCAUAUAAUUGUGUUAUAGAUAUAUAUAUAUAUAUAUAUAGUGCCGCCAUAAUGUGUCCUCUAUUCUGUAUAUAGCAAUAUAAUAA